GUGGCUGCACUCCAGCGGCAGAUCUUCGAUUUCCUGGGCUACCAGUGGGCGCCCAUCCUGGCCAACUUCCUACAUAUCAUGGCUGUCAUCCUGGGCAUCUUUGGCACCGUGCAAUAUCGGUCCCGUUAUCUCAUCCUGUACGCCGCCUGGCUGGUGCUCUGGGUUGGCUGGAAUGCCUUUAUCAUCUGCUUCUACCUGGAGGUUGGACAGCUAUCCCAGGACCGGGACUUCAUCAUGACCUUCAACACAUCCCUGCAUCGCUCGUGGUGGAUGGAGAAUGGGCCAGGCUGCCUGGUGACUCCUGUUCUGAACUCCCGCCUGGCCCUGGAGGACCACCAUGUCAUCUCCGUCACUGGCUGCCUGCUUGAUUACCCCUACAUCGAAGCCCUCAGCAGUGCCCUGCAGAUCUUCCUAGCUCUGUUCGGCUUCGUGUUUGCCUGUUAUGUGAGCAAAGUGUUCCUGGAAGAGGAGGACAGCUUUGACUUCAUCGGUGGCUUUGACUCCUAUGGGUACCAGGCGCCGCAGAAGACAUCGCAUUUACAGCUGCAGCCUCUGUACACGUCAGGGUAGCCUCUGCCCCGCAGCAACCCGCGUACCUGGGCAACUGGAGUGAGAAGCAGCACUGUAAAGGAGCUCGGAUCACGAUGGGCAGGCGCGCCCUCUGGCGGCCCACUGGCUGACUGCAACUUGCGGAGCCCCUCCUGGAUAUGUGGGCCCCUGGAGCAAAUGCGGAUUCAGACUCGGACUUGGACUUGACCCUGGCUCUGGCCAUGACCCUUAGCAGCCGGACUUUAGGGUUGGGGCAGGACGGGACGGGGGUGGGAGGGGGAAUCGCUGGGUUUGUAUUUUUUUUAAUCUCAGCCUUGGUACGUGCCUGGGCCUUCCUCUUUCUUCAGCUUCACUCCUUACCUAGUAUUUUGCCCUCAGUCCAAACAUCAAGACAGAUGGACUCACCCCAUCUCAUCCCUCAUUCACCUGCACUGGGGAAGAUAUUGUGAACUAGGAGUAGAGUGUUGGGCUCCAGCUGCAGCAGCAUCACUGACAUCCUGUGUGACAUCUAGCGCAGCCUUUGCUCUCUCUGGGCCUCAGUUUCCCCACCUCAGAUAAUUAAGAUAAUCCCUUAGCAGAGGACACUUCUAGCACUGUCAUUUGGCUGUCAGUUCGCUGGGCUACAGUGCAGAUAUGGAAACUAAGGCCCAGAGAUGUGAGGUGACUUGCUGGAGCCUCACAGUAAGGCUUUAGUGAAGGCAGGCUUUGACUCCUGAGUUAGACUCUGCUACCCAGUGUCUGGCCUCUGGACUUGGCUCACAAGACCCCGUGUAGCUUGGACAUUCCUGUACACUCACAGACCAUCAUCACCACUCACCAGCGCCACUCUUAAAGCAAUAUACGAGUUUCUUCUCUUGUUCAAGGGAACCAGACAGACAGAGCCCAAAGCCUUGAGUUCAGCCCCACCCACAGGAAGCCUUUGUAGACUCAGCCUACCCUUCUUUGGCAAACCUUCGAACCUCAUCCUCCAGGAAAGCAGGACCAGGUCUCACCCUACAGUCCACCAGAUCACUAAGCCUGUGUCUCCUAUCCCAUGAUCCUCUGCUGACCCUCAAUUCCUCCACCUACUUCACCACUGUGGUCUCAGACGGGAGGACGAUGGUGUCCAGGAGUGCUGAUGGGGCAGAGUGGGGGUGUGAGUGACUGUGGUCGAGAGAGUCAGCACCCCACCCUUCCCGAGGACAAGCAGAGAGGAGGGUUCUUCCUCAUCUCCUCCCUCCACCGGUGCCCCGAGGACUGCUUGGUGACUUAUGUGCAGAGAGCAGAUGUCAAUGCCCCAAUCUGUGGAGCUGGAGCCACCCUGGAUCAGGAAACCCAGCAGAGAGCUUGGGCAGUAGAGACAGUUCACACCACACUGUGCUCACAUCCCUUCCCGUCCUCCACUCCAGGCUUUCCCAAGCUAGGAUGGCAAGCCCACUCCAUCCAAUAGGCCACCCAGAACAGCCAGGCCUGGGAUCUCCUCUAGCCUGGGUGGUGAGCCUAAUCAGAUGGGGACAAAUUUCCUUUAGACCAGGCUGCCUCUUGUCACUGGGCCACCUCCCCCCUGCAGCACUUGCUCCUCUCAUCCCUUCCCCCAGACCUCUUCCACUCAAAGGUUUAGCCACUGGUGCUUUGGACCUUUUGGUUUAUAAGCCGGGUUUUGCAGGGGGACUGGGUUUGCUUCUCAAUGAGAACCUGUGGACUGGGACCUCCCUGGUAUCCAUGCAGGUGGGGUGAUUAAAAAAAGGUGUUUUCUUCA
This is a messenger RNA of Cricetulus griseus (Chinese hamster), 2287 nucleotides long. Lineage: Eukaryota; Metazoa; Chordata; Mammalia; Rodentia; Cricetidae. The record is from RefSeq and is a predicted model, not a curated record.